AUGGCUGUACCUCUGGACUACGUCUCAGAGGGUCCGGAUGGGCGGCACAGUCUCCAAGCAGCAAGUACGGCAGCUGAGCCUCCUAGAACACCACUCGCACAAACUUCUCGAGCAGUACCACACGGAUAUGUGGUCACAAACCCGGGGGAUGCGGAGGCUGUCGUGUCAUCAAUUGGUGCGCCGUCGGUUCUGAAGUCGCAAAUUCUGGCUGGAGGACGCGGCAAGGGAAAGAUGAGCAGUGACGGCAAAGGAGGAAUUCGAAUCGUAGCAACACCAGAACAGGCGUUCCAGAAUGCGUCCAGAAUGCUUGGUCAUUACCUGACUACACAGCAGACGCCACCAAGUGGUCUGCUCGUCAGGAAAUUGUAUAUCUACAAAGCAGUCGACGUCGAACAAGAGUUUUAUCUUUCACUGACGUUCGAUCGCGAACGAUACAGCCCGGUUAUCCUCAUCUCUGAUCAGGGUGGUGUGAACAUCGAGUCCAACCAGGACAAGCUGCACAAGUUCUGGUUUAACCUUUCCCGGGGCAUCACUGCCGAAACCAUGGUCGGGAUUCAGAAGCAGUUGUGCUUCACAGACGAAGAAAUGCCGACCAUCGAAUCGAUAAUCAGACAGAUGAUCAAGCUUUUUGAGGAAAAGGAUGCCAUUCUUCUGGAAUUGAACCCGCUUGUGCGGACUCCUGAGGGAAGCUUUGUCUGUCUUGAUGCCAAGUUUGAUUUUGAUAACGCCGCCCAGUUCCGUCAACCUGAGAUCUUCAGUAAAGAAGAACGCAUGCCGGGCUUUGAAGACGAAUACGAGGCUCAAAAGCAUGGUCUAGUAUAUAUCCACCUCAACGGCCACAUUGGAAAUAUCGUCAAUGGCGCCGGACUGGCAAUGGCAACGAACGAUCUGAUCAAUCUACAUGGCGGAAAAUGUGCCAACUUCCUCGACAUAGGAGGCAAAGCAACCACGGAGACACUGCUGAAGGCUUUUGAGAUUUUGAGCCGGGAUCAACAAGUUCGGGGGAUUUUCGUCAACAUCUUUGGAGGCAUUGUUCGUUGUGACAUGAUCGCCGAGUCCAUUAUCCAAGCAGCACACGCACUAGGAGGGUUCAGGGUUCCUGUAGUAGUCCGAUUGCAAGGCACUAACUGUGAUGCGGCCAUGAAAAUGCUCUCAUCAUCGGAGUUGGACAUCAGCACGGACACCGACCUUGAGAAGGCAGCUAAAAGAAUAAUUGGGCUUACAUGGAGUUAAAACUGGUGGUAGGAUUGCGAGCAGUCUGUCUUUGGUGCUUGAAAAGGGAUCCUGCCUAUAAAAACGAACAAAUAUUAUGUAUUAUAUCGACAGAUAGCAGUAUGUACUGGCAAAUUCAGG
Messenger RNA from Aspergillus novofumigatus IBT 16806, 1353 nucleotides. RefSeq names its product succinate--CoA ligase subunit beta. Lineage: Eukaryota; Fungi; Ascomycota; Eurotiomycetes; Eurotiales; Aspergillaceae. The record is from RefSeq and is a predicted model, not a curated record. Gene Ontology annotation, cellular component: mitochondrion; succinate-CoA ligase complex. Gene Ontology annotation, molecular function: metal ion binding; ATP binding; succinate-CoA ligase (ADP-forming) activity. Gene Ontology annotation, biological process: succinyl-CoA metabolic process; tricarboxylic acid cycle. The transcript is spliced from 7 exons. The coding region runs from base 1 to 1233 and encodes 410 amino acids.